UGCAGCCCUAAGGAGAUGAAAGACCUAAAACACGUAGUGCUGGAUACUGGAGUUCUCUCUUGUGUUUAUAGUUUUUAAUAUUUUCUGUGAGAUUUGUGGACUUAAAAAAACUUCCUGCUGGUUCAGCCGUUUUGAUUUUGCUUUUUUGUUUGUUUUGAGGAGAGGAAACCUAUUUUAAUCUUCUUUUGUUUUCUUUCUAUUUAUUAUUUCGGGUCAAGAUUAAUACUUUUACAACAGCCAGAUGGUGAGUCAGACAGCCAUGCGAGGCCAGCGUGGGGCGGAGAGCAAGCGCAGGUGCUGGAACCCGGCCGUUUGGCUCCUGGUGUCCCUGCUGGCUUCCUUUGUGGUGGUGCCCCUCGGUGUGCUGAGACUAGGCAUGAAGAUAAACAAACGAACUCUAACCAGCAACACGAUGCAAACCUUCGAGAGGACGCAGUACCAAGUCCAACUGGUGAAUGGACGCAACAUGUGCGAGGGCAGAGUCGAGGUGCUCUACAACGGCUCAUGGGGCACGGUGUGCGACGACGACUGGGACAUGGUGGAUGCCAACAUCGUGUGCCGGCAGAUGGGAUGCGGGGUGGCCGUCGCCGUGGGCAGCAGCUCUCAGUUCGGACAAGGCACGGGACUCAUCGCGCUGGAUAACGUGGACUGCCGGGGAAACGAGGCAGACCUGAGUCAGUGUCGCAGCCUGGGCUGGGGUGUCCACAACUGUUACCACUAUGAGGAUGUGGGAGUUACCUGUAGAGUACCUGCGCUCUUGGGGGCAAGAGAGUUUGCAGAGCCCACAACACCCACAGUCAAGUCUGGAUUACGCGAUGGCGCUGUUCGCUUGGUGAAUGGCAUGAACUCCUGCCAAGGUCGGGUCGAGAUCUACUACCAAGGAAGCUGGGGGACGGUGUGCGACGACGACUGGGGGCUCCGCAACGCCAUGGUGGUGUGUCAGCAGCUAGGCUGCGGCAGUGCGGUCUCUGCUCACACCAACUCCUACUUCGGCUACGGCACCGGACUCAUUCUCCUCGACAACGUCAACUGCUAUGGCAACGAACAGGAGCUGAUGAGGUGCAAGAGCCUGGGCUGGGGAAAACACAACUGUGGACACCAUGAGGACGCCGGGGUCACCUGCACUGGAUCAACUACUGUUCCGCCAGCAGUUACAGAAGUACGAAGAAUCCUCUUGGAAACGACAGGCACCACAGUCACAGAGAGAAUUUCAACUACCAGGUCUACAACAACUACAACAACAACCGUAACCACGACUACCCAAACCAAAGGCAAUCCCACCGUCCGUGUGGUGAACGGCAACAGCAGCUGCCAGGGUCGCGUGGAAGUUCUCUACAGAACCAUCUGGGGGACGGUGUGUGACGACGACUGGGACAUGCCCAACGCCAACGUGGUGUGCAGAGAGCUCGGAUGUGGUCCGGCCAUCGCGGCCACGACCCUGGCCUUCUUCGGCUACGGUACAGGCCCCAUCCUGCUGGACAACGUGGAGUGCACCGGCAGAGAAUCCGACCUGUCCCAGUGCUUCCACCUGGGCUGGGGUCAACACAACUGUGGUCAUCACGAGGAUGCUGGCGUUAUCUGUGCACCUCCCCCACAGUUGGACCCCUUGUUUUUAAUCCCGAUCGCACGAGACUUCCGGGUGACGGAACAAACACCAGCAACCACGAAGCCCUCAGAAGGAGCGCUGAGGCUGGUGGACGGCCAGCACCGGUGCGAGGGUCGAGUGGAGUUGUACCUAAACUCGACGUGGGGCACGGUGUGCGACGACGCCUGGGACCUUCGGGAUGCCCAGGUCGUGUGUCGCUUGGUGAGCUGCGGAGAAGCCACGCACGCUUGGGGCGAGGCUCACUUUGGACCUGGCACAGGAACGAUCCUGCUGGACAAUCUGAAAUGCAGCGGCACUGAGGCCUCCCUGCAGCAGUGCUCCCAUAUAUCUUGGAACGUGCACAACUGCAAUCACUCCGAGGACGCCGGUGUGACCUGCUCCCUGUCGUGAUCGCAGCGUGACCUCGCUCCCAUCUCCAGCUCUGCUAGGACUUGUACACAUUAUGUAAAUACCAACCUUCACGUCGUCGAAGGAGUACCCCAUGCAAUAAUAUAAUAUACACAGUAAAGUUAUAAAUAUUAAGCACUUUAUAAAUAUAUGAUAUGACAGUAAAUGUACACAUUUCAGCAAAGCUUUUAACUUUUUUUGUGCUAAUAUUUACUAUAUAUGAUCCAAGUACUCAAGGAAGUCCAUAAAUCUGUUGAAGACAUUGAAGGAAGAAUAGAGAUAUGACAAAUGUAUGAUAAAAGUACAAAUGAAAGACUUGGUACUGUAUGCUAUAAACCAGAAGAAUGCAAAACACUUUGUCUUGUGAAUUUAUGAAGUAUAUAUGCAAUCUUUGUGUUCUGCACACCCUCAUAAUGUAACUAAUAAUCAUAUAUAUAAAUAACAAAAAUAAAUGUUCUUAUUUUUUGGUAUGUA
Messenger RNA from Poecilia reticulata (guppy), 2467 nucleotides. It is a transcript of the gene ssc4d, whose product is annotated as scavenger receptor cysteine-rich domain-containing group B protein. NCBI's taxonomy places the organism in Eukaryota, Metazoa, Chordata, Actinopteri, Cyprinodontiformes, Poeciliidae. The record is from RefSeq and is a predicted model, not a curated record. Gene Ontology annotation, cellular component: membrane.